This is a messenger RNA of Orbicella faveolata, 1200 nucleotides long. RefSeq lists its product as uncharacterized. NCBI's taxonomy places the organism in Eukaryota, Metazoa, Cnidaria, Anthozoa, Scleractinia, Merulinidae. Gene Ontology annotation, biological process: protein transport. The record is from RefSeq and is a predicted model, not a curated record.
GCGGAGAAAGCAACGCCUGGUGAUAUUUUGACUUGAGCUCAAAAAAGCGAAAGUGGUACUUGAAAAAGCGUUACAAUGUUGAAAUUUCUGCUACUUGUGAACAAGCAAGGGCAUACUCGGGUUUCCCAAUACUAUGAAUACUUGGAACUUGAAGAAAGGACGAAUUUGGAGGCCGAAAUAACGCGAAAAUGUUUGGCACGAAGCGACGAUCAGUGUCCUUUUAUGGAAUUCAAGAAUUUCAAAGUCAUUUACAGAAGAUAUGCCUCACUGUUAUUUAUUGUUGGUGUUGAUUCAGAUGAGAAUGAGCUAUCAAUUCUGGAGUUUAUCCACACCCUUGUUGAAACAUUGGAUCGUUAUUUUUCGAGUGUGGUGAGUUUUGAUUUAUGUUCAAUUUCUUAUACUCUAAUGAUAUGUCCUGCAUGGUUCCCUAGAGGGUGCUGGGAUACUCCUAUAUAACAUUAACAGGUUUCACUUGUCAAUUAGCCAUGUUCUAAACGAGCAGGGGACUGGGUAUGAAUAUUUAAAAUCGAUUGAACUGAAAAAUUCAUAUAAUUUAGCUCUCUUAUUUUAGCGAUUUUUAAAAGUGUACCAUGCCUUUACGUUUAAACCAAUAACUCUCAGAUUUGGUAAACUUACUAAUGUUUGACUGCUCUUUCAGAUGGUGAGUCCCAUUUUUCAAUUCAAUCGAUUUUUAAUACUCGUGCCCAGUCCACUGCUCGUUUAGAACAUGGCUAAUUGCAUGCAGCUCAAAUUGCAAAAAUUAGUACCCAGCAAGAAAAACAAGUUGCAAAAAUACACUCCCGCAAAAAUUUAGUGCCACACAGUAGCAUCCUACAAUGUACUGUGAGUGAUAACUCUUACUUCUGACAGUUAACUAAGUCUAAUAGAUUUUACAGGGCCACCCAGACAAUCAAAACCAAUCAGAUGGCAGACUGAACUGAAGCAAUAGAUUCCAACAUUUUCAAAUCCAGCCGAUCAAAUGUCCAGUACAAAAGAAUGCAAUCUCAACUUAAAUUUACAAUUCCCUGGGAGAGGGUGCUCCCAGACCUCUAAGGAAAAUACCUACAUGCUUUGUAAAAUUUUGGAUACCAGUCUGUUUUCAAAUCCUGACUAAAGGGUUUCCCUUAGGCAUGUUUCCUUUGCUUCACGCACUGUGUUGUUGCGCUGCCCUAUGCGCCACUGGGGGCUAUGAGGAAUGAU